AGCGGAGCGGGCACCUGAAACCAGACCCCUGCGUCCGGCAGGCUCGGCCCGGGCCUGCCCCGCCCCCGGCCCCGCCUCUUUCCAGCCCGCCCCUCCCCUUUUACGCCCCUCCACCAGGGACCCCGCCCCCUGUGCAGCCCCCCGCCCUCGCUGCCCGGGCCCCGCCCCCUCCCUCCUGGCCCUCGCCACCGGUCCAGGGAGGGGACGGCGGGACAGGCGGGAUCGGUGGGACCGGCGGGAGGGCGGGCCGGGCGGGGAUAUGGCCGCGGCGCCCGGAGGGUCUGCACCGCCCGCCGGCCCCGGCCCGCGCCUGGGUUUCAGCACCGCGGACAGCGGCAUCGGCAUGAGCGGGCUAAACCCAGGUCCUGCGGUGCCCAUGAAGGACCACGACGCCAUCAAGCUCUUCGUGGGGCAGAUCCCGCGGGGCUUGGACGAGCAGGACCUCAAGCCGCUGUUCGAGGAGUUCGGCCGAAUCUACGAGCUGACGGUGCUGAAGGACCGGCUCACCGGCCUCCACAAAGGCUGUGCCUUCCUCACCUACUGCGCCCGGGACUCUGCUCUCAAGGCCCAGAGUGCACUGCACGAGCAGAAGACCCUGCCAGGGAUGAAUCGUCCAAUUCAAGUGAAGCCGGCUGCCAGUGAGGGCCGAGGAGAGGACCGAAAGCUGUUUGUGGGGAUGCUGGGGAAGCAGCAGGGUGAGGAGGACGUCAGACGUCUGUUCCAGCCCUUCGGCCACAUCGAGGAGUGCACUGUCUUACGGAGCCCGGAUGGCACCAGUAAAGGCUGUGCCUUUGUGAAGUUUGGGAGUCAGGGGGAAGCUCAGGCGGCCAUCCAGAGUCUGCACGGCAGCCGGACCAUGGCGGGCGCCUCAUCCAGCCUCGUGGUCAAGCUGGCGGACACCGACCGGGAGCGCGCGCUGAGGCGGAUGCAGCAGAUGGCGGGCCAGUUGGGUGCCUUCCACCCGGCACCACUGCCGCUUGGGGCCUGCGGAGCCUACACCACCGCGAUCCUGCAGCACCAGGCGGCCCUGCUGGCGGCGGCGCAGGGUCCGGGUCUAGGCCCGGUGGCCGCAGUGGCGGCACAAAUGCAGCACGUGGCGGCCUUCAGCCUCGUAGCGGCGCCGCUGCUGCCCGCGGCAGCAGCCAACUCCCCUCAGGGCGGCGGCCCUGGCUCGCUUCCCGGCCUCCCGGCGCCCAUCGGGGUCAAUGGAUUCGGCCCUCUGACUUCCCAAACCAACGCGCAGCCGGGCUCCGACACUCUCUACAAUAGCGGGCUCUCCCCUUACCCAGCCCAGAGCCCCGGCGUGGCUGACCCCCUGCAGCAGGCCUACGCUGGGAUGCACCACUACGCAGCAGCCUAUCCGUCGGCCUAUGCCCCAGUGAGCACAGCUUUUCCCCAGCAGCCUUCAGCCCUGCCCCAGCAGCAAAGAGAAGGUGAGGGACAGGGGGCUGGAGAUCAGAGCCUGGUGGGGCUGGACUCAGGGUCCCUCCCCCUGAACCAGCCCGCUACUGUUCCUGCAGGCCCGGAAGGCUGUAACCUCUUCAUCUAUCACCUGCCUCAGGAGUUUGGUGAUGCAGAACUCAUACAGACAUUCCUGCCCUUUGGAGCCGUUGUCUCUGCCAAAGUCUUUGUGGAUCGAGCCACCAACCAGAGCAAGUGUUUUGGGUUUGUUAGCUUUGACAAUCCAACCAGUGCCCAGACAGCUAUUCAGGCCAUGAAUGGCUUUCAAAUUGGCAUGAAGAGGCUCAAGGUCCAACUAAAGAGGCCCAAGGAUGCCAACCGGCCUUACUGAUCUGCUCUCACUGACCAGCCACAGAAAGAUACCUAAGAGUGAGAAGAAGGAAAGGAAAACACAGAAGCGCUUGAGCAGCCCUUCUUGAAGGAGCAGCCGCAGCCAGAGGUGGAUUGGACCCAAGACCGACGCCUGGGGCUCAGGCCACUUUGAGGAUUGUUUUCAACACAGGAGUUGUGCUGUGCCUGUGGCUAGAGCUCAGUCUGGCAAGGCAGCUGAGGCUGGCUGAGGACUGACUGUCUAGGGGAACCAGCAGGGGCCCUUGGGGGUGCCAAGGGCUUCUCCGCAAGGGAAGCCCAGAUUUACUUCUUUCAAAAUCAUAUCAUUCCUUAGAGUUUAGGGACCAAAGGACUAUUGCUUUUUUAAGAAUAUAUAUAUAUAUAUAUAUCUAUAUAAAUUAAAACAAAGAAAAAAAACAAAACAAAACAAAAACUCACAAAAGACAGUAUAGAGUCUCAUAAAAGCUGCCUUUAACUAUCCCUAGGAGACAGGGUGAAGGAGACCUUUAAAAGUCCCAGCCUAGGCAGAAGGGAGCUGUGGGAAGUUGUUCUGUGUCUCAUUCUCUCUUAAACCAUCUCCCCACCCACCUUUUGAAGAUAAUGAAGGACUGAGGUAUAGGCUCAGACGCAGGUAACAAGAGCGUUACGGAAGCAGUGAACCCACAAUCCCCAAACUCCUGAAUAGGCCUCGGGAGGAGCUCUGGCCCCCCAGACAGGCCACCUAGCCAGCAGGAGUGGGAAACACUGCUUCCCCAGGCAGGAAGAAAGAGGGAGUGGGGGCCACCCUAGCUUUUCCCGUCCCCUUCCAGGUAGACAGAGGUCAUGCCUUUGGCUGAGCCGAGAUACCGCCUGUGUCCCCCUCACCUUGAGCCAGCCCCAUUAUCCCCUCACUCCAGGCCACCUUCUGACUCAAAGUCUAAGUUUGCCCACCUGUAAAGUAGAUUCAGGAUAUAUGUAGAGGGCUGUGACAACAGACUUGGAAGGUUUGCUACUGUAUAUACUGCCAUUGAAAAGGGGAUAAUUUUCAAUAUGUAGAAGCUUCAGAAUUUAGAGGUCCCUCUUUAUACAGGACCUGGGAGGGAAGUAGAUGUUUUGCCAAAAUACUUCUUCAUUCCUUUAAAAAGUACAUCUUUCCUAUGCAAGAGUGUCUCACAUGUGCUUAUCCAAGGUGCUUCUAGAUGGUGAGCAGUGUUCAGCUUAGAAGUGGUGUGUGCUCUGUCUGUCUGUCUUUGUCUGUCUGUUGUAUACAGUGGGUGCCAUAUAAAGCUGAUCAAUGGUGGUGCUUUCUGCCUGCUUCUGUGAGAUGGGCAAAAGAUUUCAGCUUAGAACACCAUGACUCACCUUGCCUUGGUCAGCCUUUUCUGGGCCUGCAGGGCCUUGCACAUAUUUUUCCCCAGAGGACAAUUUCUUCUCCACCCCGUAGACAUGGAUCAAACUAGUCCGGGGUCCCAGCUGUGUGGUGGGCACUCUGAUCCCCAGGUGUUACUGAGGCUGGAGGCCUCGCAUCUGAUAGCACAUCAGACAGUAAGGAUGUGGGGUGGGGUCGGAGGGUUCCUCCUUCAUGACAGUUUCUAAGAAAACUUGUUUCCACCUGUUCCUCUGUCUUUGACUCGUUUUUGGAGGGAAUGGGAUGAAAAACAGAUCCGAUAAUAACA
Messenger RNA from Rhinolophus ferrumequinum (greater horseshoe bat), 3446 nucleotides. It is a transcript of the gene CELF6, whose product is annotated as CUGBP Elav-like family member 6. The transcript is spliced from 12 exons. Gene Ontology annotation, molecular function: mRNA binding. Gene Ontology annotation, biological process: mRNA splice site recognition; regulation of alternative mRNA splicing, via spliceosome. NCBI's taxonomy places the organism in Eukaryota, Metazoa, Chordata, Mammalia, Chiroptera, Rhinolophidae. The record is from RefSeq and is a predicted model, not a curated record. Gene Ontology annotation, cellular component: cytoplasm; nucleus; ribonucleoprotein complex. Bases 260 to 1792 code for a protein of 510 amino acids.